UCCAGUCCUCCCGGCCUUAAGUGAGCGGCAGAUAAAGCUCGAUCGGGUCGGUUUUGGUGCCAUUGACCUCCUUCCCCUUCGCUUCUCCGCUGAUACUGUUCCUCUUCCCUCCCAUGUCCUCGGCGGCCGCGGCCAUGGCGGCUGCUGCUGCUGCCUCCUCCUCCUCCUCCUCCUCUCUCUAUAGCCUUCCCUCCCUGCGCGCUGCACGGCUAUGCUCUGCCAGCUCUAGAUAGAUAGACAGCUGUGGCCAUCUGCUGCUGCCGCUGCACAGCACAGAGGAGUGGGGAGAGAGAGAGAGAGCAAGAAGCCACGAGAGAGAGAGAGAGAGAGAGAGAGAGAGAGAGAGAGAGAGAGAGAGAGAGAGAGAGAGAGAGAGAGAGAGAGAGAGAGGAAUGAUAGAAAGAAUCUGCAAUUGGUUUCCGAUCAUUGACCACCCAGUUUCAGUUUCCCCCAUCGUUUUGUCCCCUGCGCCUCCUUGAUUCCUGUGUUGCUUGCUGUUCCUCGUUAUUCCCUGAGCUGCCUGGGAGCCUGCUCGUGCCGAGUGCCGACGAGACCUCGUCUCAUCAGCAGUUUGAGCAUCUCUACAUACCCCCUUGUCCGACGGCUUGGUCCAUCCCCCAUCCUCCUCCUCCGUUCUCAAUGAGUUAAAUCCCUCUCAGACAGCAGAUAGCACAUUCCUCAUCACGAUUUAUUGCCACUCGCUCCUUCAGUUUCAGCAGCAUAGUUUCAACAAGAUAGUGUUAUAUACACAUACACGGAUACACCCAAUUAUACAAGUACGAGGGCAAGAUCAGGCAAAGGUUCAGCUCACUUAUGUUCCAGCAGGAGCUCCUGCAGGAUCGAGCAGAAGCCACGGAUCAGGACAGCAGCAUGUCCAACCUCACCUCCUCCGCCUCCGGCGGCGGGCCCACCGCGCCUCCUCCUCCGCCGGCCUCCGGCAACAAGCGCAAGCGGAGCCUCCCAGGAAACCCCGACCCCGACGCGGAGGUGGUGGCGCUGUCGCCGGCGACGCUGAUGGCAACGAACCGGUUCGUGUGCGAGAUCUGCGGCAAGGGGUUCCAGCGCGACCAGAACCUGCAGCUCCACCGGCGCGGCCACAACCUGCCGUGGAAGCUCAAGCAGCGUGGCGCCGGCAAGGAUGCGCCGCGGAAGAAGGUGUACGUGUGCCCGGAGGCGUCGUGCGUGCACCACGACCCCGGCCGCGCGCUGGGCGACCUCACCGGCAUCAAGAAGCACUUCUUCCGCAAGCACGGCGAGAAGAAGUGGAAGUGCGACAAGUGCUCCAAGAAGUACGCCGUGCACUCCGACUGGAAGGCGCACUCCAAGAUCUGCGGCACCAGGGAGUACAAGUGCGACUGCGGCACCGUCUUCUCCAGGCGGGACAGCUUCAUCACGCACCGCGCCUUCUGCGACGCGCUCACCGAGGAGAGCGCCAAAGCCAUCGGCCUCAACGCCAUGGCUCCCGCGACGGCGCACCACCACCCGCUGCUCUUCUCGCCGCCGGCGCCGCAGGUGAUGCAGCACCAGGUCCAGGACCUCGCCGCGCCGCAGGAGCAACACCACCAGGAGGUCAUGCAGCCGCCGCAAGCGCAGCAGCAGCACUGCAAUAACUACGCCAUGAAGACGGAGAUGCCGCCGUGGCCGGCGAUGCCCUACGACCACCCGCUGCUGCAGCCGCUCUGCAACGCCGCCGCCACGCAGAGCCAGAGCUCGGCCACGUCCGCGCUGCCGCCGCACCUGCCCGCCGCGUCGGCGCACCUGUCGGCCACGGCGCUGCUGCUGAAGGCGGCGCAGAUGGGCGCCACCAUCGGCGGCGCCGGCGCCGCGGGAGCGGGCGCGCACUACACACAGAUGGCGGGCCCCGCAACGAGCGCGCCGGGCAGCGCCGCCUUCGGGCUCGUCCUCCCUGGCCUGAACGCGCAGCAGCCGGCGGGCGGCGUCAUGGGCGGCCUCGCGAGAACCGCCUCCCACGGCCGCAGCAGCGAGGGUGGUGGCGGCGAUGGCGGCGGGGGAGGUGGAGUCGACGCCAUGACGAGGGACUUCCUGGGCCUUCGCGCCCUCUCACACCGCGACAUCCUCGGCCUCGCCGGCUUCGACUCCUCGUGCAUGGGCGCCGUCGCCGCCAACGCCAACAUGAACUGCUACGAACCGCAGCAGCAUACACAGGCGCAUGCGCAGCAGCAUCAACAGCAAAGCAGCAACGAGCCAUCGCACGGCAUGGGAAGCCAUAGGCCAUAGCUAAGCUCUCGCUAGCUAGCUACCCUUCCGGCCAGCUACUUUCUUCUUCCUCGCACCAGUCCUCAUCAUCCGUCACCACACCCUCUCAUCUGAUCGCAGCUGCUGCAGUGCAGAACCAAAGCUAGCUAGGGCGGCCGGUGCACCAUGCCUUUUGAGUCGGGUAAGCUCAUCUUUUGCUUCUGUUCACCAUAUCAUCUCAUGGUCUCAUGGCCUUGCAACUUGAUCAUGCAAGCCAUCAACCUUCCAAACUCUGGAUGGAUGAUGACGGUAUAGCAGCACGCAGGGAGUCUGUAGUUUAUUUGGGUUUUUUUAGGUGGUUGGAGAAGAGAUCGAAUCAAGGGGAAACCAAUAUAUAGCUAUGUGACAGUAAUAAUGCAUGCAUGGAUCCAUCAUCAUCACUUUUGCUAAUUUUCCAUUGCAUCCGUACUACAUUUUUACAUGCCUAGAACGAACAUAGUAAACUUUUUUUAGAUGGUUUUCUUUUUAAAAUCCAAUGUUUAUUUGGUGACAUGACUUGGGAGAGUACAGUAGAUUGUGUGAAUGAACUGAGUCCUUGUGUAUGGACUGUAGACCACCAGACUACUUGUAGGUGCAUUCUAUUGUCUACAAGACAAAUGUGGCCUACUUGGCCGCGAUUUAUUUUAUUGAUACUACAUA
Messenger RNA from Setaria italica (foxtail millet), 2895 nucleotides. RefSeq names its product protein indeterminate-domain 7. Gene Ontology annotation, molecular function: DNA-binding transcription factor activity. NCBI's taxonomy places the organism in Eukaryota, Viridiplantae, Streptophyta, Magnoliopsida, Poales, Poaceae. The transcript has 3 exons. Gene Ontology annotation, cellular component: nucleus. Bases 814 to 2238 code for a protein of 474 amino acids. The record is from RefSeq and is a predicted model, not a curated record.